UGGCGCUGAGGUGCUGGAGGAGGAUGUGGACUCAGGAGUAGAGGACUGCUGGCACCAGGGAUGAGUUGGCUCCUCUUGUGGAUUAUAACCGCAGUCGGGAUUCAACAGGCCAACUCCCAGAAUUCCACUGCCAUGCCGCCGGCCUCCACGGCGGCCCAGCUGUCUCCGGCGGUCCCGUCCACCGAGCUGUACAACCGCACCCAGUACUGCAAGUGGCCCUGCCAGUGUCCCGCCCGGCCCCCCGCCUGCCCGCCAGGCGUGAGCCUCCUGAUGGACGGCUGCGACUGCUGCAAGGCGUGCGCCCGGCAGGUGGGCGAGGCGUGCAACGAGGCGGACACGUGCGACCACCACAAGGGGCUGUACUGCGACUACAGCUCGGACAAGCCGAGGUACGAAAAGGGCGUUUGUGCAUACAUGGUGGGCACGGGCUGCGAGCAUGAUGGCGUUAUCUACGGCAACGGCAAGAGCUUCCAGCCCAGCUGCAAGUACCAGUGCGUGUGCGUCAACGGCGCCAUCGGCUGCGUGCCGCUUUGCACCGAGUCGCGGCCGCCCCGCAUCUGGUGCCAGAGACCCCGCCGGGUCAAAGUGCGCGGGCAGUGCUGCGAGCAGUGGAUCUGCGACGAGCCCAGGAGGGGGCGCAAGACGGCGCCGCGACACGCCAUAGAUGCCCCUCCGGCUGAGCUGAGCAGCUGGCACAAGAACUGCGUGAGCCAGACCACCUCCUGGAGUCCUUGUUCCAAGACCUGCGGCCGCGGCUUGUCUCUGAGGGUCUCCAACGCCAACGAGCGCUGCGAGCCGGUCAAGGAGUCGCGGCUCUGCAACCUGAGGCCGUGCGAGGUGGACAUCAGCAAGCACAUCAAGCCCGGCAAGAAGUGUGUGAACAUUUACCGCGAGGAGCAGCCAUCCAACCUGACCAUCUCGGGCUGCACCAGCAGGAAGCAGUACCGACCCAAGUUCUGCGGCGUGUGCACGGACGAGCGCUGCUGCAUCCCCUACAAGUCCAAGACUGUAGACGUGGACUUCCUGUGCCCCAACGGCUCAGCCUUCACCUGGAAGAUGAUGUGGGUCCAGGCCUGCUUCUGCAACCUCAGCUGCAGGAACCCCAACGACAUCUUUGCUGACCUGGAGAGUUACUACGGAUACCCCGAGGUCAUGAACUGACCCCUGACCUCCCGCAGUCCUCAUUUACUUAUCAUCUUCUCCUAUCCACCUUUUUCUAUGGAAAAUCUGUAAAUAAAGAUGCAUUUCCACUAGCAAUUGAAAAUAACCAUUGGAAGCACUCCCAAAUUAUAUUACCGGUAG
Nerophis lumbriciformis (worm pipefish) is the source of this 1302-nucleotide messenger RNA. It is a transcript of the gene ccn4a, whose product is annotated as cellular communication network factor 4a. Gene Ontology annotation, biological process: signal transduction; cell adhesion; positive regulation of cell differentiation. NCBI's taxonomy places the organism in Eukaryota, Metazoa, Chordata, Actinopteri, Syngnathiformes, Syngnathidae. The record is from RefSeq and is a predicted model, not a curated record. Gene Ontology annotation, cellular component: extracellular matrix; extracellular region. Gene Ontology annotation, molecular function: heparin binding; integrin binding.